UAUAUAGUGUUUGUCUCACUGUCAUGUAGCUAGGCUAUAAUCAGCUAAUGCUACUAGUUGAAAGGGUUGACUUGAGGGUUUAUCUUUUAUAAUAUCUUCAGCUAAGUGCUGUAUUUGUAAGUGUUAUGGCAGCCACCCUGCAGCGCAUAGAGACACAGUGAGGGGUUUUUCAUCAUCAUCAUCAUCAUCAUCAUCAUCAUCAUGUAGAGAGAUAAACACUAUGAGCCGAGCUAAAGCUGAAGAUGACGAAUACUGGAACAACUCCAAAUUCACGGCUUUCGCCUUCGACGAUGAUGAUAAUGAGUUCACCAAGCUGAAAGAAUCCAAGCGUGCAGUGAACAGCAUCCCGGUGGAUGACGACGACGACGAUGAUGAUGAUGAUGUUGAGAAGGUCAGCUGGAGUGGGGAGCCUGUUGGAAGUAUCUCCUGGUCUGUCAGAGAGACGGCCUCCAGCAUCCGCUCAGGUGGAGAGCAAAGCUUUCCAAAAAUCAACACAACCCCCUCGUUACCAAAACAAGGCUCUGGAUACUCUUUAAGUUCUUUAUUCAGAGCAAAGAGCAAACCUUCAUUUUCUGAAUCCUUUAUUGACAUGCCUGCUCGAGUAUACGCACCAGAAUUACGCAAGCCGAAGUCAGAGUGUCAGGACUAUGUGAGUGAUUGGAGUACUGAAGAGACUGUAAGGAGGAUGCGGAAAGGAAAGGCAUAUUCCUUGGAAAGGUUCCGCUCUCUACAGGAUAAACUGCUGCUGCUGGACGAAGCAGUCCGUGCUCACGAUGGCAAUGUCAUCACUGCAGUCUUAAUAUAUUUAAAGAAAUCAUUGAGUAAAGAGAUCCUUUUCCGAGAGUUAAUGUUGAGGGAAAUAGCUCUCCGACAUUAUGUUCAUUAUCUGAAAGAAAUGGGAGAGCAGAAGAUCUUGGUGGAGUUAAUGAAGGCACUGGGCAGAACAGAGGACAUGGCGUUAAUGCAGUACAAGGAGCACAUGACUAUUAAAGAUGAAAACGAAAGGAGAGACUUCCUCAAAAAAUCUUUGAGUCUUCCUUUUUCUCAAGAGGAUGCCACUCAUGUGCAAGACCACUACACACUCCUGGAGAGACAGAUCAUCAUCGAGGCUAAUGAUAAGAAAGGUGAAGCAGAUAUUUUCAAGAAGUUCCCCAGAAAAGCUUCCAUUUUGAACAUGCCUAUUAUCACCACUUUGUACUACUCCUGCUUUUAUCACUAUGGAGAGCCUGAGGGUACUUUCAGCAGUCCAGCUAACAUCAGAAAGACCUUCAGGAUUUCAGAAAAGCAGUACGUCCUCACAGCACUCGGAGCUCGGGCGAAGUUGAGAAACUGGCACGAUGUGGAAAGUUUAUUCAACACCAAAACCUGGCUGGGUUACACCAAGAAGAAAUCUCCUAUUGGCUUUCACAGAGUGGUGGAUAUCCUGCAGAAAAACUACGCUCCUGUUCAGGUCUUGGAAACGUAUAUGAGACUGAUCGAUGGCUCAGAACUGAAGCUCAGUUUGGCUCAGAAGUACAAAUGCCAUGACGUUGUUAUCGAUACAUACAAAGACCUGAAAGACCGUCAGCAACUGAUUGUGUACCAGGGAAAGGUGGACAGAGGUUCAGCUGAGUACAGGAAGAUCGACGAGCUCCUUAUUAACCCGCAAAUCCGAUGGAAGAACUGACAUUUGGGUUAAAAAAACACAAGGAGAUGUUUUAUACAGACUAUUUAAUACGAUCAUACUCCAGGCUUCAGACAGAGCCAGUGCUUCAGAGGAGCUUCACAGGGAACAGCUGUUACAGUGAUGAGUUACAGCCUCAGUGUUCAACCACGGUGUAAAGAAGAAGCCCAGCAACUACAAUAUAUUUUAUUUGCCUUCUCUUUGUAAUAUUCCAUUUCCCCCCCCUUUUUUUUUAUUGUUAAUUUCCUGGUUCAUUAUGGAUGUGCUGUGUGCCCUUUUGCCAGGGAAAGCUGAACCCCAAGGUGUACAAAUACCAAAUAUUCCAAAUAUGCCAUCUGUCAAUAUGUCAGUAGUCCUGAUGAACUAAUCUUUUAUAUUUAAUAAAAACCUUUCAAAACUGCCAAAUGAAACGUAAUAAAACCACACAUUUUUAUGUUUAUUAUUGUUAUUAUUAUUAUUACUUCAAGGUUAAACUUAAGAUUAAAGAAAUGUUUAAAGAAAUGCCAUCUUUUUCAGAGUUUCAGAGCUUCAUUUGGGUGAAACUCUCUGAAAGUGAAUGUCAGCUGAGGGAUUGUGUUUAUUAAUGGCAAGAAAGCUUUGACAAGUUCCAAAAUAUCUGAAAUCACCCUCCUUU
Hemibagrus wyckioides is the source of this 2297-nucleotide messenger RNA. It is a transcript of the gene vipas39, whose product is annotated as VPS33B interacting protein, apical-basolateral polarity regulator, spe-39 homolog. NCBI's taxonomy places the organism in Eukaryota, Metazoa, Chordata, Actinopteri, Siluriformes, Bagridae. Bases 221 to 1666 code for a protein of 481 amino acids. Gene Ontology annotation, biological process: vacuolar transport; intracellular protein transport. The transcript is spliced from 18 exons. The record is from RefSeq and is a predicted model, not a curated record. Gene Ontology annotation, cellular component: cytoplasm.